AAUAAUCUGUUCAUAUUUUUUAUAUAUUAAAAAAGAAUAUUUUAAAGAAGAUCUAUGGAUAAAGCCUAGUGACAGAGCUCAUUGAUGAUGGUUGAACAGAACAUUUUUUCCAUCACCUGAGACAGAGGUUGGGGAGCAGCUGUUGGAAGGGAGACAAUAAGAGAACAAAGAAUAUAGAAUAGGAUGUGGAAAUAAAAAGGCACUUCCACCUCUCGAUGGAGCGGGCUGUGGAAGAGGGAUGUGGCUGUGGCAAUCCUGACACUCGAGACAAUGCUCAGAGCACGUUUUCCCAAGGGGAAGGAAGAAGCAUCAAGGAGCAAGAACAUGAAGAAGUGAAGAAGAGAAGCCCCCAUGCAAAGUGGCAGCAGCCGGGCUGCAAUGGAGUGAAGCUCUGCAGGCCAUUGCUGAAGGGCAGAGCCUCCUCAGGAGCCUCAUUUCACCGCAUUCUCUCAGCCCAAAGGCGGGGGCCAGAAGCUGGGGCUGCCCAGGGCCCCAGCAUUGCCCAGCCCGAGGAAUCCAGGCGUGGAAGCCCCGGCUCUGUGAGCUCACGGCCGGGCUCGGGGCUGUCUCCAGGGCAGCAGAGAACGGUGGAGCCCCGGGAGGAGCGGCCGCAGCGGCACCGGAGAGGCACAGCCGCAGCUGGGGCUGCUCUGCUGCUUCUGCUGGCACCGCUCUGCUUCUGCUGCUGCUUCUGGCACCGCUCUGCUUCUGCUGCUGCUUCUGCCACUGCUGUGGGGUGGCCGAGCAGCGGCACCUGCAGCCUGCCAGGCGCUGGGAGCUCAAGGCAGAGCUCACUGACCCACUCGGCAUCGCUCUUGACACCGGACACGGAGAAGGGAUUGUGUGCUCACGGAAGCAGCAGCCAUGCCGCAGGGAAUCGUGCGGAUGUGCCUGGUGCUGAUGGCCGUGGCGAGCGUCAAGCUGCCGCUGCAGCCCAAGGCCCAGCAGGAGCUGGAAAGCCUGCAGAGGAUGAAGGAACGCGAGGCUCGGCUGCGGCUGCACCAGCUGCUCUUGGAGAAGGAAAUAGCAGCGCUGGAAGCUCUGGAAGCCCCGCAGGAGGCUCCGGCCCCAGCGGCAGAGCAGCAGCCGGAGGAGCAGCAGCGGAGCACGGCAGCCUUGCUGGCCUUGGCCGGGCCUGUGCUGCUCGUGCUGGGCCGGCAGCGCCUGCGGGGAGCCGCAGCUCAGCUCCCGGGACAAGGACACGCUGGCCCGGGGCUCCUGGGCACAGCCUGCAAGGGAAUGGCCCUCCUGAGAGAGCUCCUGCUGCUGCUGCUCAGGGCCAUGGCCAUCUCCAUGGGCAGAGCCCUGCCGGAGCUGCGGGGAGCUGCGGCCACACUGCUCCCACUGCCCGUCCUCGCUAACACCAAAAAACACUUGGGGCUGCACUAGGGGAAGCCAUUCCCUGCUGCAUUCAUUGCUACAAAUGCUCUCUUUGACUUGUUCUAUCAGCCGUGUUCAUUGCUAGCAAUGGUCUCUGCAUAGUUUAAAUAGCAUCUCUAAUGGUUAUGUUAUUAGUAGAUAUAUUAUAUUAUA
Molecule: messenger RNA, 1533 nt
Organism: Parus major (Great Tit)
Lineage: Eukaryota; Metazoa; Chordata; Aves; Passeriformes; Paridae
Product: spidroin-2-like
Exons: 2
Coding region: 216-1361 (381 amino acids)
Source: RefSeq, a predicted model, not a curated record